CUUGGUGAAUGUAUACAUAAUACGCACCACGGCAAUGGGUUGAUUGGAACCUGUAGCGUCAUUUCUUUUGGGCGUUGCUAUUCUACUACUAGGUUGUUUUUGUCCUAGUCUAAUGUUCAGAUCCCAAAGCCUAGAAGUCUGCAAGGUACAAGAUUGAUUUGGCUGAAGAGAUAGCCAUCCAGCCACAAGGAAGUAUUGAAUCCAAUGCCGAUCGCCCGUCAAGUAACGGACAAUGAUCCCUUGUGCCAGUAGUUGAAGGAGCUUCUUUUGAUAAUCGUUCAUGUGGACUUUCCUUUCACACGAAGAUCUUACACUCAGUGAUGCUGGGCACUCUCAAUAACCGAGAACAUAAACCUAAAGCCCAGAAUUCCUGACCUCUAUGAUGUAUAGAGUUUAUGAUUUUGUGGUAUGGUACAGAACGGUACAUGCGUUUCCUACAAUCGAUGCUACCCUCUUCCCGCACGGCCUAAUCUUUCCACUCACCAUGGGACGAUUCCUGUCAGUCCGUGUUCCUACUUCUGGAGGCUACUAUACUCAGGGAAGACAAGUUUUCUAAACAAGCAAUGAUGGUUAGAUACAUCGCGGAAAAGCGGCUGAAGACCCCUAUAGUGUUGGAUGCAAGCUCCACCUAGAAGCUAACGAUAUACUUCUGUUCUAGAAUUGAUAAGUAAUCUGACCACCAUUCUUCGUAUCCUGGUGGCUUGAUACGCUGGAAGCAUCGAGAAUGUAGACCUGCAAGUGGCGUGAUCCCGUGGGUGGAUUGAUGAUAGUAGAAGUCAUAUAAGGUAUCAUGGCACGUCUUAAGUUCAGUGGAUUCUACAAUGGGCGAAAGGUGAGAAGGCCAG
Molecule: messenger RNA, 845 nt
Organism: Aspergillus pseudotamarii
Lineage: Eukaryota; Fungi; Ascomycota; Eurotiomycetes; Eurotiales; Aspergillaceae
Exons: 1
Coding region: 380-556 (58 amino acids)
Source: RefSeq, a predicted model, not a curated record